AUCUAUGAUGGUACAGACUACAGCCGUUGGUUUUGAAAUGCGUUCCCUUUUAUGCAGCCAUUUUAUUUGUUUGUUUGUGAUAAGAUAUCGAGGUGGGGGUAUAAUUUUAUCUGCAUAUUUUAAUAUUUUAGUACUUACAAGUUACAAAUUAUGUAUCCUGUUAAUUAUUUAGAUUUUACCCAUGGUAGGUACGUGCCACAUCAUGGUACGCGCUAAAUUACCUAUAUCUCAUUACUCACUAGAUCUCUUUGCGAAUUACUGAUGGCUUGUCAAUUGUCAUCAUUUUCAACAUAACUCGCUAUCACCCAUCUUCACUACUUGUAGAAACUAGAAAACAUGUGUGGGUGUUAUUAGCUUAAUUCCUAAAUAUAUAAAAAGAAAAUUGUUAUUACUUUUCAAUCAUUUUAUAGUCAUUAAUGAUUAAAUACAUAUUGUGUGGAACCAAAUUUAGUAGUUGUCUUUUUAUGUAGUGAAUUUUUCAAGUCAAACAGAUUUUUAAAUUGGUAAUAAACAAAAAGAUGCCUUCAAUUAUAAUACUAACGAUUUUUGUUUUGGUAUUUACCAUACCAUUUGCUUUAAAUCAGUUAAGAAAAUAUCUCGACGAAUUUGGAUUUGAUAAUACGCAACCAUUAAAUCUGGAUACAAUGAAAGAGCUUAUAAACAUAAUUAUUGAAACUAAAAUUUGCUCAAAGUAUGAAAAACCGGUUCCUCCACCAACUGUGGAAAUUCAUUCAAUAAUCUAUGCUAUUUUGUCUUGUUUGUUUUGUGCUGUAGUUGGUUAUAUACUCGGAAUUGAAAAACGGCAUAAACUUGUUUGCUCUAUCAAACGGAAUAUCUUCAAAAGAAAUGGUGUUUUACAUGUUAAUAACUUUGAUAAUGAACCAUCUAUUUGUUCUGUUUGUCUGGAUGUAUUUAAACCACGAAUGGUAUUAUUACCUUGCAAACAUUUAUGUAUAUGUGCCAACUGUUGGGAACAAUUUCAUUAUGAGAGUGAACUUAUUUGUCCUAUUUGUCGUGAAUACAUUGAAGACGUGUUAGAUGUGUAUCCAACAUAAUUUGAAUUAAUUUUUUUAUCUUCUAAAUAUAUAAACGAAAAAAAUUAAAACUAUUUGUGCCAUUUAUAUGUUCUUAACGUAAAAGUAAAAAUGAUGUAUCUCAUUAUCUUCUAAGGUUAAAAUAUUGUAAUUUAGACUUUUGAUUAUUCUUACUUGAUACAAAUAUAAUGUAAAUAAUGAAAAUUGACUGAAGUUUUUGAAUGUUAAGUAAGUAAUGUAUAAUUUUAUAGAGCAAUAAUUGUACUAAUUAAUACUGAUUUUUUA
Messenger RNA from Adelges cooleyi (spruce gall adelgid), 1319 nucleotides. RefSeq lists its product as uncharacterized. The transcript is spliced from 5 exons. Lineage: Eukaryota; Metazoa; Arthropoda; Insecta; Hemiptera; Adelgidae. Bases 519 to 1055 code for a protein of 178 amino acids. The record is from RefSeq and is a predicted model, not a curated record.